This is a messenger RNA of Brassica oleracea var. oleracea, 1304 nucleotides long. RefSeq lists its product as uncharacterized. The record is from RefSeq and is a predicted model, not a curated record. The transcript has a single exon. The coding region runs from base 132 to 1214 and encodes 360 amino acids. NCBI's taxonomy places the organism in Eukaryota, Viridiplantae, Streptophyta, Magnoliopsida, Brassicales, Brassicaceae.
AUAACUAACUAUUUGGAUAAGGGAAUGGUCUCACACCACAUAAAAAAUUCUACCCCCAUCAUGUUUCUUGUUUUCUUCAUAUAAUCAACAAACACACACACUCAUUCAAAUAAAAUACAAAUUCUACUGAAAUGGGUUGUGCAUCGUCUAAGCAGGUGAAAGCCAACGUCGUCUCUGACGUUUACAAACCACCGCCGUCUAGCUUCGCCGUGUUUAAUAUCAACUCCAUCGAGGAGCCGUGGCUGAAAUUCGAACACGAUGAUGACGAAAAACCCACAAGCGCCGCCGCGCCAAUCGCCGUGGAGGAAGGUGAUGAUGACGCUCCCAAAACAUGGGACGAGGUCAGCAAGUCUCUCGAAACCCACCUUAAACCAGCCGAUGUCAAACCGACUGAAGUCGUCUCCGUUGAGCCUCCGGCGACUCCUCCGCGACGGCUUCCUCGGAAGAGCGCAUCGUUCCACACGCUGGACGAGCUAGAAACGAAGGCGAGGAAGCAAAUCGCCGCGCAGAACCCUGCGACGACUGUCAAGCUUAAAAAAACAGAGUCGAUGUCGGAGUUAAGACCCGAGUUCAAUCGGACGGAGUCGACUCAGUCCAACUCGGGGCCCCGGUCGGUGAAGGAGAACAUAUUCGUGCUGAGAGACAGAGAGCGGAGGGAGAAAGAAGGGAACAAGAAACCGGUGAUGAACUGGGACCCACUCAGGGAGUUCCCGGAGAAGUGUCCUCCCGGAGGAGGCGACGGGUUGGUGGUGUACACGACGUCGCUGCAGGGAGUGCGUCGGACGUACGAGGACUGCAUGCGCGUGAGAGCCAUCAUGGAGCAGCAAGGGGUGGUGGUGGACGAGAGGGACGUGUCUCUAGACGCCGGAGUGCUGAGCGAGCUCAAGUCGCUUCUCCAAGAAGAAGCGACGGUGGCGCCGCCGAGAUUGUUCGUGAAAGGGAGGUAUUUGGGAGGAGCGGCGGAGGUGACGGCGAUGAACGAUAACGGGAAGUUGGGGAGAGUGUUGAGGUGGGCACGUGUGGAGAGAGUAGGGGAGGAAGGGAGGCAGACGUGUGAAGGGUGUGGAGGAGCAAGGUGGGUUCCUUGUUUGGAGUGCGGGGGGAGUUGUAAAGUUGCGGCGGCGAUUGUGGCGGCAAAGGAAGAAGGAUGGGAGAGGUGUGUCAAGUGUAAUGAGAAUGGAUUGAUACGUUGCCCUGUUUGUUUUGUUAAUUAAAGAAGAUGAACACACAAGACGAAUAAUAAAAUACAACUCCUAUUUUGUAAUGUGACAGGCUUUGAUGAUUUCUUAGAGUGGUUUUAAACA